Molecule: messenger RNA, 3339 nt
Organism: Styela clava
Lineage: Eukaryota; Metazoa; Chordata; Ascidiacea; Stolidobranchia; Styelidae
Source: RefSeq, a predicted model, not a curated record
UUUUUCCAAAUAUACAUAUAUACACAAUUGUAUCGCAUUUUAUAAAUGAAUAUUCUUGAGAUUUCAUUGAUGCAUUGAGCUGAGCAUUGUGAUGUGCAGUUGAAUGAAAUUAAUAUAAUAUGUAAAUCAACAGUAAAACUAUUAUGCAUGAAAGUGUGAAGAGUAGGCAUUUUUUACAAUUUUCAAUAUAACUCAUACCUAAAAAUAUAAUUACAUAAAUUUGUUUCGCGUACGCAGGUACGCAAGGCUAAAGAUUACUUAUAUUGCUUUAUCAAAACAUCAGCGAUCUCAAACAACUUCCGGCAUUUUGAAAAGAUCUGUAUUACUUGAGGAAGGAAUAAAACCGUCGGAAAGGAGCGAUUGGUCAUUUGGUCGAAGGCAUGGAAAUCUUGUUAAAAAGUCGUAAAUUCUGGAGUGCAGAUCAACUGCGAAACUUACAAUGCAGAGCAAAUAUAAUUUAAGUAAGACUAAGAGCACGAUGAAUAUGGCCUGAAGAUUGCCAAUAGAGAAUGCUUAGUACAUAUAUAUCUGAAAUAAACAGCAGGCAAGGAGACAGUUAAUUCUAUUUGCUAUCAUAUUACCAUAUCCAAAUAAAUUUGAACAAGCCUCCAUAGCCAAGUAGAAUUUACGGGCGAUUUAUUUGUUUUUCUUCACGCUAUGGAUUAUCUUCCAUAAUUAAGGAAUAAAGCUACAGUAUAUUGUUCUUACACAUGUUCUAUGGGUACUUGAUUAUUUGUUUGUUGCAGUUUAAAUUAGAAUACUACUUAUUUUUAUUGAUUUUAUUUACUUGGAAUUAUUUGGGAAAGCUAAAUAGUUUUUAAAGAAACAUUCACGAGAAAGAUUUAAAUAAUUUUUGAAAUUUAUUUUAAGUUUAUUUACUAUUUUUUGUUUUGAAUUCCUUCUAUUCUAAACCGGGACAACACUGAUGAUCUUGAAUUUGUUUUGUUUAGUCUCAUAACAACGUAGAAUGUAUAGGACAUCAAAUGUCAAAGGCGUGUUUUUGUUUUUGCUUGGACUGUAUCUUUUGCAAAUUAUCAAUUGCAAGAAAGUAGUCAUCAUCGGAGCAGGGGUCAGUGGUUUAUCUGCCGCACGAGUGUUAUUUGAGAACGGCCAUUCGGAUGUGACAAUUCUUGAGGCAACUGACCGUAUUGGAGGCCGAAUAUUUACAACAGAAUUCCAAGGUCAUAUGUUUGAACGUGGCGCUCAGUGGAUACACGGAAAUGAUGGAAAUGUCGUUUACGAUUAUUUAUCUGAGGACACAAACCUGGAAGUAGACAGUUGGGCUGUAUAUCCAGAGUAUAAAUACUACAGUGGAAGACCUUUGACCCCAGCAAUAAAACAGUUUUUGUGGAAUUCCUCGGAUCUAAUGGAUUUAAUUGACGAGAAGCUAGAAACCGUGAGUGAUGACGAACUUGUCAAUACUUCACUUGGCGACCUAACAAGAAACAUAUGGAGACAAAAGUUACGACAAGUUAGAGAACUUGGUUUAGAUGAAUCACUGACUGAGCCAAUUCUUGUGAACAAAUUUGCAAACAUGGAGGUUUUGGAUGGCGCCCACCCUGACUUGGUGAAUAGUCUGUUAUGGAAUGAAUUUAUUGAAUAUGGUGACGACAUCAAGAUUCUAGAUGGGUAUCAGAGUUUACCAAUAAAAUUAAGCAAAACUAUUCCCUAUGGUGCAAUUCAACUCAACAGUAGAGUGGAAAAUAUACAAUGGGUUAUAGAAAAUGGAAGUGAAGUUGUAGUAAAAUAUUUGAAUAAGAGUAAUAAAACUCAAAUAAUAAACGCUGAUUUCGUGCUAGUGACAAUUUCUAUGGGAUGUUUGAAAAAAUAUCACAGAAAUCUUUUUGAACCGGAAUUACCUGACGAUAAGAAGACAGCAAUUCAAAGAAUUGGUUUCGGAACGAUAAAUAAAAUGUUUUUAUUUUAUGAUAAUCCAUUUUGGAAUUCUGAAAAAUUUGCUCAAAGAUAUAUUUUAUGGGAUUCGCAUGAAGAAUUUACAAAUGAAAUUCUCAAAGAUGAGUUUUUUGAUGAAAAUCAUUGGUGUCGUAACGUGCAUACAAUUACAAAUUAUGGUGAAAAUUUUCUUAUGAUUUGGCUAACUAAAUAUACAUCAAGUAUAAUUCGUAAACUUCCUGAAAUAGAUCUCAAAUUAACUACUACAAAUUUCUUGCGGAAGUUCCUAAACGAUCCAAAUAUACCGAGUCCUGAUCACAUCAUUUUUACGGAAUGGGACUUGGAUGACAAUUUUUUGGGUUCAUACAGUUAUCCUGCAAUUGGCCAAAAGGAACAGGACAAAGAAAUAGUCGCACAACCACUUUUUGUAAACGGAACAGCGAGGGUAUUUUUUGCCGGAGAAGCUUUGAGCCUAUCAAGAUAUAGCACUGUUGACGGAGCCUUUUCAUCGGGAAAAAAUGAAGGAGAAAGAAUAUUGGAAAUACUCAACGAAAAAUCGGUUUGAUGAUUUUCACAACACACAGCUAAACUUUAUGAAUCGGCGGUAUCUAUGUUGCUGGAGAGCUUGCUUAUAUACUUAGAUUAGGUUGCAAACGACAUGGAUCAUAGAAACUGCUUACAAUAAAGGUUCCCAGUGAAUGGUUUUCUAGCUUGUUUUACACACUAAAUUGACCUUUUUCAGGUGAUACGCCACUCUGUAGUCGCAAGUCGUAUCGUUGUAUAAAAUGGGAUAAUUAUUCUUCUUUGUAUACAAUAAAUUAACUUCUGGGCCAGGGGUGUGCAACCUUUACUACAGGAGGGCUUUAUUACAAGUAACUGAGUAAAUCCGCGAGACGCCUUCAGAUACUCUACCUACCAAAUGUUCUGGGUACCAAAUAUGGCACACAUAUCCUAGCGCCGCCGUCCAAGUUUUGAUUUGAAACAUUUUAAAAUUAUUUCAUUUUUUAUCGUAAUCGAAGACAGCGUUUGCCAGCUAACUUCAAUAGGAAGACGAUGAUGCGCGUGUAACAGCUAAGACACAAGAAAAUAGGAUAAAAAAAAAAUUGAAAAUUUUGAAUUUUUUUUGUUUGUUCUCAUUUUCGUGCAUUCUUCCUCAUCUGUCAACUUUAGUUUUGCCGCUUCCUCCCACUGUCCUCCGUCUUCGUUCAGCUUAGCCCAGUCGGCCAACGCCAAAGGUAAACAAGAGAGCUAUGCUAGAAUAUAUGGACACGUUUGAGGUAAAUGAAAGUAAUAGCCGUCUAAAGAAAGCACUGAAAAUUUCAGAGCAAUUGGUCCAGUAAUGAAAGAGAAAAGCGACUGUUUAGGUUCAGGUAAAAAGUGGGCGUGGCUUUCCACACGCUUUCUCACCUCUGAGCCACUUGAAAAAUUCCCAAUACUCGUGCAAAC